AUGUCGACGCGCCCCACGCGUCUUAGCACGGGUCCACGCCGUCGGUCUCGAAGUGAACUGGAAGAUGAUAGUGAUGGGGCCGACACUCAUCAAUAUUCGGCGUCGCCGCCCAGCAGCAAGCGCCCUCGCCUAAACCCCGCGCAGGAACAAUCAACAGCUGAUCAUGACGAUGUCAACGAUAGUGAUUCGACUUCAAGCUCCGAAGACUCAAUCCAGCGCUCCGUUGCCGCAGUGAAGGUACACCAUGAAGUUGGACCUGGUGGCUAUCGGCCUGGUGCGAUCGUGCGCAUCAAAGUCACGGACUUUGUGACUUACAAUUCUGCCGAGUUCCAUCCAGGGCCUAAACUCAACAUGGUGAUUGGCCCUAAUGGAACAGGCAAAAGCACAUUGGUCUGCGCAAUAUGUUUAGGCCUUGGGGGGUCCCCUCAGCUUUUAGGACGCGCCAAAGACCUUGGAGAGUUUGUCAAACACGGAUGUCGAGAGGCUACCAUCGAGAUUGAGCUUGCAGGUCCACCCAAGGUCUCUCGCAAUAUAGUGAUUUGUCGAAACAUCAAAAGAGACGGUAACAAGAGCUCAUUCACCAUCAACGGGGCAUCCGCCUCCAGAUCCAAGGUGCAAGAGCUCGCGCGGGAGUUUGCAAUCCAAGUCGAUAAUCUUUGCCAGUUCCUGCCUCAGGAUAGAGUUGCUGAGUUUGCGGCACUUUCACCCGUUGAGCUUUUGUUGUCCACCCAAAAAGCUGCAGGAGGGCGUGAGAUGGAGAAAUGGCAUGAACAUCUAAGGGACCUCCGGUCCAAACAAAAAGAGCUUCAAAUGAGCAACCAAGGCGAUAGAGAAACACUAGCAAAUCUAGAGGGUCGACAAGAAGACCAAAGAGCUGACGUGGAGAGAAUGCGCGAGAGGGCCCAAGUCAAACAGAAAGUGGAGCUUUUGGAAUUUUGCCGGCCUCUCGUGGAAUACAGGGAGCAUCAUAGAGCAUUCGAAGAAAUCAGGAGCAGAAAAGCUCGAGUCGAACAAGAGCACGAACAGCUCAAAGCCGAUCUUGAGCCUGCCAUGCGAGCUGUCACGGCCAAGCAGACCUAUCUCGAGCAGAUUAUCCAUGUUCGAGAUUACCGCAAACAGCGUUUCGACCAGCUUUCACAGGAAGCAAAAACCAGCGGUGACAAAAUUGAAGAGCUAGAGGGCGCGAUCAAGGAUCUCGCUGGACAGAUCGAGGCCGAACGGAAGAGCGGCCAGACACACAGAGCCCAAGCAAGCACUGUACAGACUACCAUUCACAAAUUGCGGCGUCAACAAGAAGAGGAGGCAAUAGAGUUUGAUCCUGACAUUUAUAAUGAGAAAUUGCGAGAGAAUCGUCUCGAUAAACGCGAACUGGAAUCUCAAGCUAGUGAGAUCCUUACCAGACGGCAGCCACUUGUGGAGAAAGAACUCGAACUCAAGAGGCUUAUUGAAGACUCUCAGAAGGCCAUGGAACAUUUGGAUUCACAAUCAGGUCAACAAGAAGCAAAACUACAGAGAUUAUCUAACGACAGCCUUAAAGCUUAUCGAUGGGUACAGCAAAAUCAGCACUUAUUUGAAAUGGAGGUAUUUGGUCCGCCAAUCGUCACUUGCUCUGUGGCCAACCCCAAAUACGCCGAUGCCAUCGAGACUCUACUCCAAAGGAAUGAUUUCACAGCAUUCACUGUUCAGUCCAGGAGCGACUUUCGCACCUUACAAAGAGCACUCAACGGACAACUCAAACUUCAUGAUAUCAGUAUCAAGACCUGUUCCAUAUCGUUGGAUUCCAUUAGAUCUCCAUUGCCACAGAGUGAACUCCAAAGGCUGGGAUUUGACGGCUGGGCCAAGGAUUUUCUCAAUGGGCCCGGUCCAGUGCUUGCCGCCCUUUGCCUCGAGAAUCGGCUCCAUCAAACACCCAUUGGCCUCAAUGAUAUCUCAGAAGAUAGGUACAAUGAAAUGGAGAGUGGAAACAUCUCUUGCUGGGUGUCUGGAAAGCAGAGUUACCAAGUGACUCGACGUCAGGAAUACAACGCUUCCUCAACUCGCGUCAGACAGGUUCGACCAGCCAGAUACUGGACAGCACAGCCGGUAGAUGCAUCUCUCAAGCAACAGUAUCUUCAGAACAUCGGAGCCUGGAAACAGCAAAUGGCUGAAGUUUCAGCUCAAAUGAAUGAUGAGAGGGCCACCAUGGUUGAGCUGAAAAGGCGCAGGGAUCUGAACGAAGAAGCAAUGAGAGCCAUCGAAAGUGAAAAGGCUGCCAAGCAGACUGCAUAUACACAAUAUCGAGCUAUCCCCGAGAAGCUUGCCCAACAGGAAGCCAAGCUGAAAAGCAUCCAAAAGCUCUUCGAGGAAGUUAGAGACCGUGUGGGUGACAUUCGUGACCGACAAGACCAACUGUCCAUUGAAAAAGCGGAGGCAACUAUCAAAUAUGCUGAUUCUGCUGAGACGCUUCGCCAAACCUAUGAGGAGCUUAUCAAGAUUGAAAUUCGGUACUUGGAAGCCAGUUCUGACCUCAAGACUCUCAAGCAACAGCAUAGCGAGGGCGUGUCGAUGCUGGAACAAAAAAGUAGGGAGGUGAAGCAAGCGAUGGUAGAUUUUAGAGAAGGGCGGGAGAAAGCACGCACCCUCAUGAGAAAAGCGCACAAGACCAAAGAAGAGGUUGAAGACCGGCCUGGCAGCGAAGAAGUGCUAGCGAUGCUCGGUACAGCGGACUACUUCCUCGACAACCUUAACGCCGACAUCGACGCAGAAAACGCACGCCUAGAGCUGACCCACACAGGAAGUCACAACCUAAUCAAGGAAUUCGAAGACCGAGAACGCCUGAUUCAGAAGCUGCAGCAGAAAUUGGCUGGGUUCCAUGCUCGGUUGACUGACCUCGAUGGAGCCAUCCAGGAAAUCCGCGCGCUGUGGGAACCAAAACUGGACACGCUCAUCAGUAAAAUCAGUGACGCCUUCUCUGACUCGUUCGCGCGCAUUGGCUGUGCGGGCCAAGUCAGCCUUGACAAAGUGGAAGCCGAGCCUGGGUUGAGUGGCGAGCCUGGAGGUGUCGAGUUCGAUCAAUGGUCCAUUCAAAUCCAUGUCAAGUUCCGCGAGCAUGAGCAGCUCUCAAUCUUGGAUUCCCACCGCCAAUCUGGUGGCGAGCGCGCCGUCAGUACAAUAUUCUAUCUCAUGGCACUGCAGUCACUCUCUGCCUCUCCUUUCCGUGUCGUCGACGAGAUUAAUCAGGGUAUGGACCCACGGAAUGAGCGCAUGGUCCACGGCCGCUUGGUCGAGAUUGCCUGCAGCACGAGCAACUCCGCUGAUACGGACGAGGCGAAUCCUGCUGGUGGCAGUGACGGCGGGCAGUACUUCCUUGUCACACCAAAGCUUCUCAGUGGGCUGGUUUAUAGGCCAGGCAUGAGGGUGCUGUGCAUUUAUAGCGGUGAACACAUGCCAAAGGACUACCAAGACCUCGACUUUGGCAAGGCCAUUCGUACCAUGAAAGCCCUCAAGUCCGGACGACUCGAAGGCAACUCCCAGGUUGGCGUGCAUGCCUGA
Messenger RNA from Penicillium macrosclerotiorum, 3531 nucleotides. RefSeq names its product DNA repair ATPase SMC5. Bases 1 to 3531 code for a protein of 1176 amino acids. Gene Ontology annotation, cellular component: Smc5-Smc6 complex. NCBI's taxonomy places the organism in Eukaryota, Fungi, Ascomycota, Eurotiomycetes, Eurotiales, Aspergillaceae. The transcript is spliced from 6 exons. The record is from RefSeq and is a predicted model, not a curated record. Gene Ontology annotation, molecular function: ATP binding; ATP hydrolysis activity. Gene Ontology annotation, biological process: double-strand break repair via homologous recombination.